AGCACAGGCAAUCUCUUGACCGUCGUGGAUCAUUCCCGGGCAUUCAUGGAGGAACAACACAAGGAGAUAAUAGGGAAGAUAGCCAACGAGAAGGUGAGUGUUCCACCGACUUUGGGCGCUUUCUUCGCCGAUAUCAAGUACAAGGUUUCGGGCUUCGCAUUGGGGUUGAUUGAGGAGCAGUACAUUCUCGCACGUCGUUCGCUCGCCACCAAUUUCACCCUUUCGACCUGCCGUGGUUACCUGAAGAGGGUUUUCGGUUAACCCUGUGCGCAUGCAAUCACUGAAGCAUUGGCCGACGACCGGGUCUUGACAAUGCACGACAUACACAAGCACUGGCAUCUUGUCCUCGACGAGAACUACAUUGAGGCACCCACAUUGGACACAACUCAGCAGCAAGUCCGAGACCCGCCCUUCAGUACCGCCAGAGGACGUCCGAGGGGAUCUCAAAAUCGAUCCCGCAACAUCCCACUCAGCUCAACUCAGCGAGACCCAAGCGCAUUUGAGAUCGUUGAAGCAUCAAGAAGACUCUGUGGUUUUUGCAGCCGGCCCGGGCAUGAUCGGAGGACAUGUGAGCUCCGUAACGUGCAGAUGCCAAGCCAAACUCCGGUUCCAAGUGGUACGGUGGAUGAUGGCUACUCUCAACCAUGGUUUGUGCCGUCCUACAACCCCCUCGACGCUCCUCUGAUGCCCUUCCACGGUCUACCCGCCUUACAGCCUCGCUUCGAUUACCCUCCCCAAUCGGGGCAUCCAGUUCAAGGACCCUCAGUCGGCUAUUCAUUGCCCCCGAUGGCAUCUAUGGCUGGUGGAAACCUUCCCAUGGGUGCUCCGGGGCAUUAAAGGUUUUACGGGCCUCCUCCGGGCCCGCCUAGGAAUUAUUUUGGUCCAUAUGGACCUUGAUGGAAGCGUAGGAGCGUCAGGAAUUUAUUUGUGUACAUAUCGCUACUGUAAAUAAUUUUAUUCCUCUUGUUUCUGCU
This is a messenger RNA of Saitoella complicata NRRL Y-17804, 974 nucleotides long. RefSeq lists its product as uncharacterized. The transcript has a single exon. The coding region runs from base 313 to 837 and encodes 174 amino acids. NCBI's taxonomy places the organism in Eukaryota, Fungi, Ascomycota, Saitoellomycetes, Saitoellales, Saitoellaceae. The record is from RefSeq and is a predicted model, not a curated record.